This is a messenger RNA of Homalodisca vitripennis (glassy-winged sharpshooter), 711 nucleotides long. RefSeq lists its product as uncharacterized. NCBI's taxonomy places the organism in Eukaryota, Metazoa, Arthropoda, Insecta, Hemiptera, Cicadellidae. The transcript is spliced from 4 exons. The coding region runs from base 92 to 643 and encodes 183 amino acids. The record is from RefSeq and is a predicted model, not a curated record.
UCAUUGAACCAAAUCGCCAGACUGACAAUGGGAUGUCCCAGAUAGAGGAUGACCAGCAGUACAGAGGUGAAAGCUCUCAGAUGACGGCAGGAUGUGGAGCAGGACAGUCGUGUAUUGUGCUGCUGUAACGCUGGCUCUCCCCACACCAGAGGACACUACAGACCGCAUGAUGCAGCCACUCUCCGCAGUAGCUAGCGGCAACUACACUAUAUCAUUCAUGCCUCUGCUGUCAGUUCUUAUCAACAUGUUUCCUCGCAUCAUGUCCCGUGUGCGCCUGCAGCCUCUCACCGCAACCACUCACGCUCGCAAGUUGGAAGCACUAUGGGACUGGGAGAGAACCAGCCUUUGUUCAAUUUUGGAGACAGAGGGUUGGGCCCAACAACACGACCCUUGUGUCUUCUACUCAUGCAGCUUCGGUGGCAGCGACCUCUGUGACAGCCAGAUGCAGGGGCCUGAAAGACAGCAUUCAGACACAAUUCUGUUAACCUCAACAAGUCUUGAUGAAUGUACGACUGUGGAGGUGCGUCGGUGCUCCGACCCAUCUCACAAGUACGAUCCUGCUGUUGCCAGUUGUGUUCCUGCAAACCUCUUGUGCCAACACAAGGACAACUACUGGUUUACACCAAAACUUCCAAGUUCCUGAACUUUAAAAAAAAUUAAAAUGUUUUUGAAUUAGUUUUAAAUAUAAGGUGUAAAUAUGAGUAAUUUAUA